AUGCCGCGGGAAGGACGUUCUGUGCGCUCCACUGAUAAAGUGCGCACUGAAGAUGUCGGGACCAGUCUCUACUUUGUGAAUGACUCUCUUCAGCAGGUGACCUUCUCCAGCACCGUCGGGGUGGUGAUCCCCUGCCCGGCAGCAGGGUCCCCCAGCGCCGCCCUUCGCUGGUACCUCGCCACCGGGGACGACAUCUACGAUGUGCCGCACAUCCGGCACGUCCACGCCAACGGGACGCUGCAGCUGUACCCCUUCUCGCCGUCAGCCUUCAACAGCUUUAUCCACGACAACGACUACUUCUGCACCGCCGAGAACGCGGCGGGCAAAAUCAGGAGCCCCAACAUCCGGGUUAAAGCAGUGUUCAGGGAACCGUACACCGUCCGGGUGGAGGACCAAAGGUCAAUGCGUGGAAAUGUGGCUGUUUUCAAGUGCCUCAUCCCUUCUUCAGUGCAGGAAUACGUCAGCGUUGUGUCCUGGGAGAAAGACACCGUUUCUAUCAUCCCAGAACAUCGGUUUUUUAUUACUUUCUAUGGGGGGUUGUACAUAUCGGACGUGCAGAAGGAAGAUGCCUUGUCCACCUACCGGUGUAUCACCAAGCACAAGUACAGCGGAGAGACGCGCCAGAGCAAUGGAGCCAGGCUGUCCGUGUCAGACCCGGCCGAGUCCAUCCCCAGCAUCCUAGACGGCUUUCAGUCCCGGGAGGUGACGGCUGGCCAGCUGGUGGAGCUGCCCUGCAUCGCCUCCGGGUACCCCAACCCAGCCAUCCGGUGGAUCAAGGACGGGCGCCCGCUCCCUGCCGACAGCAGGUGGACCAAGCGCAUCACAGGGCUGACCAUCAGCGACCUGCGCGUGGAGGACAGCGGGAUGUACAUCUGUGAGGUCACCAACACCUUCGGCUCGGCAGAGGUCACCGGGACCCUCACAGUCAUAGGUGAGCGCCCAGCAGCGGAGCAUGCCCAGUUACGGUCCCCCAUCCGCUGGUACCGCAACACGGACCUGGUGGUGCUGGACGACUACAUCUCCCUGCGGGGGCUGAGCAACGAGACCCUCCUCAUCGCGGCCGCGCAGAAGAGCCACUCGGGGGCCUACCAGUGCUUCGCCACCCGCAAAGCACAGACGGCGCAGGACUUCUCCAUCAUUGCGCUGGAGGACGGGACCCCCCGGAUCGUCUCCUCCUUCAGCGAGAAGGUGGUGAACCCGGGCGAGCAGUUCUCCCUGAUGUGUGCCGCCAAAGGCGCUCCUCCCCCCACCAUCACCUGGGCCUUGGACGACGAGCCCGUCGCCAGGGACACCGGGCACCGCACCAGUGAGCCACAUGAACGUGACCGGCCCGCAGAUCAAGGACGGAGGGGUUGGUACAAGGACGCCCUGCUGCUGCCGGACAACCACCGCCAGGUGGUCUUUGAGAACGGCACCCUGAAGCUGAUGGACGUGCAGAAGGGCAUGGACGAAGGGGAGUAUCUCUGCAGCGUCCUCAUCCAGCCGCAGCUCUCCAUCAGCCAGAGCGUGCAUGUGACUGUGAAAGUGCCUCCCCUGAUCCAGCCCUUCGAGUUCCCGCCAGCCUCCAUCGGGCAGCUCCUGUACAUCCCCUGCGUGGUCUCCUCGGGGGACAUGCCCAUCCGCAUCACCUGGCGGAAGGACGGGCAGGUGAUCAUCUCUGGCCCGGGCGUCACAAUCGAGAGCAAGGAGUUCAUGAGCUCCCUGCAGAUCUCCAGCGUCUCCCUCAAGCACAACGGCAACUACACCUGCAUCGCCAGCAACGACGCCGCCACCGUCAGUGUGGGAGUGCCGCCUCGCUUUGUGGUCCAGCCCAACAACCAGGAUGGCAUCUAUGGCAAAGCCGGGGUGCUGAACUGCUCGGUGGACGGGUACCCCCCGCCGAAGGUCAUGUGGAAGCACGCCAAAGGAAGCGGGAACCCCCAGCAGUACCAUCCCGUGCCCCUCACGGGCCGCAUUCAAAUCCUUCCCAACAGCUCGCUGCUCAUUCGCCACGUGCUGGAGGAGGACAUUGGCUAUUACCUGUGCCAGGCCAGCAACGGCGUCGGGACGGACAUCAGCAAGUCCAUGUUCCUCACCGUCAAGAUCCCAGCCAUGAUCACCUCCCAUCCCAACACCACCAUCGCCAUCAAGGGCCAGAUGAAGGAGCUGAACUGCACGGCCCGAGGGGAGCGGCCAAUCAUCAUUCGCUGGGAGAAAGGCGACACGGUCAUCGACCCCGACCGCAACAUGAGAUACGCCAUCACCACCAAGGAUAAUGGGGACGAGGUCAUCUCAACGCUCAAGCUCAAACCGGCCGACCGGGGGGACUCUGUCUUUUUCUCCUGCCAUGCGAUCAACUCCUACGGCGAAGACAGAGGCUUGAUCCAGCUCACUGUCCAAGAGCCCCCUGAUCCUCCAGAGCUGGAGAUUCGUGAGGUGAAAGCCCGAAGCAUGAACUUGCGCUGGACUCAGAGAUUUGACGGGAACAGCAUCAUUACUGGGUUUGAUAUCGAGUACAAGAAUAAGUCUGAUUCCUGGGAUUUCAAGCAAUCUACCCGCAACAUCUCUCCCACCAUUAACCAGGCGAACAUAGUGGACCUGCACCCGGCCUCUGUCUACAGCAUCCGCAUGUACUCCUUCAACAAGAUCGGGCGCAGCGAGCCAAGCAAGGAGCUCACCAUCAGCACAGAGGAAGCAGCUCCGGACGGGCCCCCGAUGGAUGUCACCUUGCAGCCAAUGACCUCGCAGAGCAUCCAGGUCACAUGGAAGGCCCCAAAGAAGGAACUCCAGAACGGGGUGAUCCGCGGCUACCAGAUCGGCUACCGGGAAAACAGCCCCGGCAGCAACGGGCAGUACAGCAUUGUGGAGAUGAAGGCCACGGGGGACAGUGAGGUCUACACCUUGGACAACCUGAAGAAGUUUGCACAGUAUGGAGUGGUGGUGCAGGCAUUCAACCGGGCGGGCACAGGGCCCUCCUCCAGCGAGAUCAAUGCCACCACGCUUGAGGACGUUCCCAGCCAGCCCCCUGAGAACGUGAGGGCGUUAUCCAUCACGUCUGACGUAGCUGUGAUCUCCUGGUCGGAGCCCCCACGCAGCACCCUGAACGGCGUGCUCAAAGGAUACAGGGUCAUCUUCUGGUCUCUCUAUAUGGACGGAGAGUGGGGGGAGAUGCACAACAUCACCACCAUGCGGGAGCGAGUGGAGCUGCGGGGGAUGGAGAAGUUCACCAACUACAGCGUGCAGGUCCUGGCGUACACGCAGGCCGGCGACGGGGUCCGCAGCAGCGUGCUCUACAUCCAGACCAAGGAGGACAUUCCAGGCCCCCCCGCUGGGAUCAAAGCUGUCCCCUCUUCUGCCAGCAGCGUGGUCGUGUCCUGGCUUCCUCCGGCGAAGCCGAACGGGAUCAUCCGGAAGUACACCAUCUUCUGCUCCAGCCCCGGGUCCCCCCAGCCGGCCCCCAGCGAGUACGAGACCAGCCCGGAGCAGCUCUUCUACCGCAUUGCCCACCUCAACCGCGGGCAGCAGUACAUGCUGUGGGUGGCGGCUGUCACCUCGGCGGGGCGCGGCAACGUCAGCGAAACGGUCACCAUUGAGCCUGCUGGGAAAGCUCAGAGUGAGCAGCUCUUCUACCGCAUUGCCCACCUCAACCGCGGGCAGCAGUACAUGCUGUGGGUGGCGGCUGUCACCUCGGCGGGGCGCGGCAACGUCAGCGAAACGGUCACCAUUGAGCCUGCUGGGAAAGCCCCGGCCAAGAUCAUCUCCUUCGGCGGCACCGUCACCACCCCUUGGAUGAAGGAUGUGAGGCUGCCGUGCAAUUCGGUGGGGGAGCCGGCCCCGGCCAUCAGAUGGACGAAGGACAGCGAGGAUUCUGCCAUUCCCGUGGCCGUGGAUGGACACCGGAUGAUCCAGGCCAACGGCACACUGGUCCUGCGCUCGGUGAAAGCAGAGGAUUCUGGGUAUUACACCUGCACCGCCACCAACACCUGGGGCUUUGAUACCAUCAUCAUCAACCUGCUGGUGCAAGUCCCGCCCGACCAGCCGCGCUUGACGGUCUCUAAAACCUCCGCUUCGUCCAUCACGCUGGCCUGGAUUCCUGGGGACAACGGCUUUGUGCUGCAGUACUCGGUGGACAACAGCGAGGAGUGGAAGGACGUCUUCAUCAGCUCCGCCGAGCGCUCCUUCAAGCUGGACAGCCUCAAGUGCGGCACCUGGUACAAGGUGAAGCUGGCCGCCAAGAACAGCGUGGGGGCCGGGCGCAUCAGCGAGAUCAUCGAGGCCAAGACCCACGGCAGAGAGCCCUCCUUCAGCAAGGACCAGCACCUCUUCACCCACAUUAACUCCACGCACGCCAGGCUGAACCUGCAGGGCUGGAACAGCGGGGGCUGCCCCAUCACGGCCAUCGUGCUGGAGUACCGGCCCAAGGGCAACUGGGCCUGGCAGAGCCUCCGGACCAACAGCUCCAGCGAGCUCUUCCUGACGGAGCUGCGCGAGGCCACCUGGUACGAGCUGCGGAUGAAGGCCUGCAACAGCGCCGGCUGCGGCAACGAGACCGCCCAGUUUGCCACGCUGGACUACGACGGCACUAGCCUCCGGACCAACAGCUCCAGCGAGCUCUUCCUGACGGAGCUGCGCGAGGCCACCUGGUACGAGCUGCGGAUGAAGGCCUGCAACAGCGCCGGCUGCGGCAACGAGACCGCCCAGUUUGCCACGCUGGACUACGACGGCAGCACCAUCCCCCCAAUCAAAUCUGCCCAGGGGGAGGGGGACGACGUGAAGAAGCUGUUCACUAUCGCCUGCCCCGUGAUCCUGGCCACGCUUGGGGUGGCGCUGCUCUUCAUCAUCCGCAAGAAGAGGAAGGAGAAGCGACUGAAGAGGCUGAGAGAUGCAAAGAGCUUGGCAGAAAUGCUGAUCAGCAAGAAUAACCGGAGCUUUGACACCCCUGUGAAAGGGCCCCCCCAAGGCCCCCGGCUGCACAUCGACAUUCCCCGCGUGCAGCUGCUCAUCGAGGACAAGGAGGGCAUCAAACAGCUGGGGGACGACAAGGCGACGAUACCCGUGACAGACACGGAGUUCAGCCAAGCUGUGAACCCCCAGAGCUUCUGCACGGGAGUGUCCUUGCACCACCCGGCUCUGAUCCAGAACACGGGCCCCUUGAUCGACAUGUCCGACAUUCGACCUGGAACCAGUACCUGUGGAGGGGAAGCCCUGCGCAUCUCUCAGUUCUCAGAGAUCAACCCGGACUUUGUUGUGCAACUUGUGUGUGUCUGGACGCUCACCAAGUGCCAGGCGUCCACUCCGGCCCGCACACUCACCUCUGACUGGAGGACGGUGGGGUCCCAGCACGGGAUUACAGUCACCGAGAGUGACAGCUACAGCGCCAGCUUAUCGCAGGACACGGACAAAGGGCGGAACAGCAUGGUCUCCACGGAGAGCGCCUCGUCCACGUACGAGGAGCUGGCCCGGGCCUACGAGCACGCCAAGCUGGAGGAGCAGUUGCUGCACGCCAAGUUUGAGAUCACAGAGAGCUUCAUCUCAGACAGCUCUCUAGCAUUCACUGGGCCUGUAUCAGAGGGGCAGGCCUUCAGAGUGGAUAUCCAGGGCGUGCAGGGCUCUGUGGAUCAGGACCAUAGCGCAGCUGUAGCCAAGAAAGGGGACCUCUCCGCUCUGCAGCUGCGACGAGCCAAGGUGAUUACUGCAACCUUCCCUUGUACAUGA
Pelodiscus sinensis (Chinese soft-shelled turtle) is the source of this 5694-nucleotide messenger RNA. The record is from RefSeq and is a predicted model, not a curated record. Lineage: Eukaryota; Metazoa; Chordata; Testudines; Trionychidae.